Molecule: messenger RNA, 1567 nt
Organism: Durio zibethinus
Lineage: Eukaryota; Viridiplantae; Streptophyta; Magnoliopsida; Malvales; Malvaceae
Product: succinate--CoA ligase [ADP-forming] subunit alpha-1, mitochondrial-like
Biological process (GO): tricarboxylic acid cycle
Cellular component (GO): mitochondrion; succinate-CoA ligase complex (ADP-forming)
Molecular function (GO): succinate-CoA ligase (ADP-forming) activity; succinate-CoA ligase (GDP-forming) activity
Source: RefSeq, a predicted model, not a curated record
UUUUUUAUCAUAACUUGGGUUCUAGGGGAUACUUUCGGCUGAUAGCCCCAAUUUAGACCCAAGAUCUGGUCCAUUAAGAAAAAAAAGGAAAUGGAAAAAUAAUUAAUGCAGAGAAAAAUUUUGGAAAUAAAGUGUAAAGAUCUAAGCUGACCAGAAUAGGUUUUGGUUUUUCUACAGCAAUAUUUUGGUGGAGCAUAUGUUUUUGUAUUUUGCAGCGGAAGAGGCAAAGGAGAUCCAAUACUGAAUCAGUAGCAGCAGUAGCCAUGACUAGACGAGCCUCACGACUCAUCCAUUUUUUGUCUUCCAAGAUUUCUUCUCACAAGCUCCAAAUAUCCCCACUCAGUCUCUUCUCCUCCUCUUCCUCUUCCUCUUCUUCUCAUUUUUUGACUCAGUCACGGUCUUUCUCGGCGGCUCCAGCGCCUCCACCUGCGGUUUUCGUAGACAAGAACACUCGCGUUAUUUGCCAAGGCAUAACUGGAAAGAAUGGCACUUUCCACACCGAGCAAGCCAUCGAAUAUGGCACUAAGAUGGUUGGUGGAGUUACACCAAAGAAGGGUGGCACAGAGCACUUAGGACUUCCUGUUUUCAACACAGUUGCCGAAGCAAAGGCUGAAACCAAGGCUAAUGCUUCUGUCAUUUAUGUUCCUCCACCUUUUGCUGCAGCUGCUAUCAUGGAGGGUAUGGAAGCUGAAUUGGAUCUUGUUGUUUGUAUCACGGAAGGGAUUCCUCAACAUGACAUGGUUCGUGUGAAGGCUGCCCUUAAUCAGCAAUCAAAAACUAGGUUGAUUGGUCCAAACUGCCCUGGGAUCAUUAAACCUGGGGAAUGCAAGAUUGGAAUUAUGCCUGCAUAUAUUCACAAACCAGGUCGCAUAGGAAUUGUUUCUCGAUCGGGCACUUUAACAUAUGAAGCAGUUUUCCAAACAACUGCAGUUGGUCUGGGGCAAUCAACCUCUGUCGGAAUUGGUGGGGAUCCUUUUAAUGGAACCAACUUCAUUGAUUGUGUGACAAAAUUCCUUGCUGAUCCUCAGACAGAAGGUAUCAUUCUAAUUGGUGAGAUAGGGGGCACCGCAGAAGAAGAUGCUGCUGCACUAAUAAAGGAAAGUGGGACUGAAAAGCCUAUUGUUGCCUUCAUUGCUGGACUUACUGCUCCUCCGGGACGGCGUAUGGGUCAUGCUGGAGCAAUUAUAUCCGGAGGCAAGGGCACGGCUCAGGACAAAAUCAAGACUCUAAGGGAAGCUGGAGUGACAGUUGUUGAAUCACCUGCAAAGAUUGGUGUGGCAAUGCUUGAUGUCUUCAAGCAAAGAGGUCUCGUGAAUUAGUGUUUUUUCUAGAAAACAAAAAAAAAAAAAAAAAAGAAAGAUGAAAACGAUUUCCUGAACUAGUUUCAGGUUGACUUCUUUGAUAUUUUCAUUGUUUUGUCCAAAAUUAUUUUACAUUGAAAUGAGGGAAAAUCUUUUUACCCUCGUUUUAAUUGUGCCGUUGUUGCGGAAACCAGAUUUGGCAUAAAAAAGAGCUACAUUUUGGUAGUUGCGUUGAUACAACUAUAUUAAUAAAAAAAAAUUCAACA